CCAAAAUAACACAGACCCCAAAACUGCCUAACUUCUUCAGACAAAUCCCACAGAAAUAUCCAAGCGGGACGAUAAUGGAGGAUGCGGACCUAACUACAGUGGUCUCGAGACCCGAGCUGUGCGCACUGAGACUCUCAUUUACAUCCGGCGCAAUGCAUCCGCUCUUGACAGGCGAAUGGAGCUUCCCGAGCUCACUGGAGAAUGGACCAUGGGAAACUUCUUCCACGACGGAAAGCUCAUGUGGACACCAUUUGUUACCCGAGAGUCGGCUGAAAAGCCGAAAGACUUGAGUGCUUCCAUUAUCCAGGAUCUAACCAAUUUAGGAACUGUAAGAUACAACAAGGGCAACGACGUGGCAGUAACACAGUUCAAUACAGGCACAGCGGAGCUAAAAGAACGCACGAAAUUGUACAUAAUCAGUCGAAAAGGGGUCUUUGCUGUACUUUAUUGGGAAAGCGUGUCUUUCGAGCCCGACGACGAAUGGUUAGCAGCUGAUCAGGUAUGGACUUCCCCGGCCAAGCAAAAGACGUUCAAGACAACAGUGCUCGAUCUACUGAAGAAUGGAAGCAAAUAUCACCCCGAGCUGAAGAGGAAACUAUUGGAGGACGAGCACAUUAAGGCGUAUCUCAUUGGGUGGAGAGAGGAGGGAGCAAGUGGCACCGGAUACGAAUCCCAGUGGACCCAGAUGAAGGAUAUGGUUGCCUCGAUCAUACCAACACUGACAGAUGAUCGUUGGUGUGGAGAUCAGAUACACACCAGUCAAGGACAAGGACGACUUGAGAACAGGUACAAGGCCGAUGAAAAGAAUGUCUUCAAAUAUGAUUCGCAGCAUCCGGUAGCAGGGACCGACGAAACACUGCACAAAGAGGCGUUGUGGGUUAAAUGUGAGUAAACACCAUAUCAUGAUGAUACUUAGUAGAAUCGGAAGCACAUUUAUUCAACCAAUUUGAG
Cadophora gregata is the source of this 951-nucleotide messenger RNA. RefSeq lists its product as uncharacterized. NCBI's taxonomy places the organism in Eukaryota, Fungi, Ascomycota, Leotiomycetes, Helotiales, Ploettnerulaceae. The record is from RefSeq and is a predicted model, not a curated record. The transcript has a single exon. The coding region runs from base 176 to 892 and encodes 238 amino acids.